GCAAAUCCGAGAACGCUUCUCUCCACCAUCCAACGACACUUCACCUCAUCACCGCAAUUCCAAGGCGACUUCACUACGCUUUGCCUCUCUUUUCUGAAGCAUGGUAUCUCCAAAACUGACUGCAGAUGCAGCUACAAGCCAUCUCCAGCUAUUCACGAGUUGUAGCCGACUUUCGAGUGUCCCUCGCGAGAUCAUUCAUGGCGAGAACACCUGGAGCAUUUGCCUUGACGAGAGCGGCCAUGUUCAACUCUGUCCGCCCCGCGAUCUUCGGAUGUCGGCUGCACCUACGCGUCUUGAUAAUGUAGCACCGCAGACCGUCUCCUGUGACUGUGUCUCCUGACCAAUCUCAUUGGAAGAAGAAGCAAGACGUGAGCGUGAACUGGUCGAUGUCGAGCGCAAAUCCCCGAUGGCUGUGACAGAAUGAAACGAUAUGUGCCUAUAAAAUGCCCAAGCCCAUGCUCGUGGAGAUGCCUUCCCGUCUGCAACACACUUGUCCUCCAUGAGCACUCUCUUCCCCCUUGGCCACGACUCCCAUUCUCUGGUGAAGGCAUUUGUUCGGCAACUUCAUCGGUGAGUCUCGCACCUUUAGACUUCACCCUCCCGUCUCUGUGGCGCAGAGUUCACCCGCCAACGUCACCACUCAGCGCCACGCCACAGCCUCGUUUCACAAACGUUAGAACGUCACAACGCCACUUCACAACCUCACUUCAAACGCCGCACUCACCGCACUCAUUUCACACACUGCCAAGAUUUCCACCUUCAUUUAAGCUCUUCCUUUUCCUUCUUUCAACUUCUUCCCUUCCACAACCUCAUCCAACUUUGCCUGGCCUUUGGCUGAUCAGUAUGGUCGGCACAAGGCGCUCUAUCGUCAAGACUGAACAACUGGAGGACGAGUUCGAGCCUACUUCGCUCAGCUCUCACCGCGAAGCCGCUCCGCACGACACCUCUUUCGAACUUGCCGAACGCACAAGCACCGCCCCUUCUUCUCAAGUCACGCCUCCUGCAACGAUGGGAGGACUGCCGCACGCCGAGGGCGACCACAUGGAGAUCGACCAGGGCACCACUCAACAAGCGAUGGAGACCUUGAGCGCUGACAGCCACCACCUCAUACAAGCCAUGCAAAAGCUCGAAGCUCUGGGUAUCGAGGACGUUCUGCCAUCGCUGCCCAAGAUCGUCGUAAUUGGCGACCAGUCUCAUGGCAAAAGCUCCAUCAUCGAGGCUGUGUGUGAUAUUGCCUUGCCACGAGCGGCCGGAACGUGCACAAGGUGCCCGUUCCAGAUCACCACGACUGCAAGGUCCGGCGUCAGCGACUGGAUUUGCAACAUCUCCCUUCUCCUACGCUAUCAGUACAACCCCAACAUGACAUCUGAAUACGAGGGAUGGGAGGAUCUUGGCAGCCAGCAACGCAUCGAGUUCCAAGAGGUGUAUGACAAAGCGGACCUGGAGAGAUGGCUACGCCUUGCUCAGAUCGCCAUCUGCCAACCCGAGCCGUCAGCAAAGGCUGCAGACAUCGCAAAGAUGAACGACCUCAACUAUGGCUACGCCAUCGAAUUCUCCCCCAACAUCAUCAGCAUCGAGAUUUCUGCCCCUGGCCUCCCCGAGAUGUCACUCACCGAUUUGCCUGGAACCAUCAAUGUCCACCAGGAUGCGUCCAAGCAGUAUCUUGUCGACUUCAUAGGUGCACUGGUCAAAACCUACCUUGAAGAAGAGCACGCUCACGUCCUCCUGGCUGCAUCCGCUGAUCAGAACCUGGAAAACUCCACUGCAAUGAAAUGCAUCAACAAUCACAACGCAUCGGCCCGUUCGAUGGGUGUCCUUACGAAGCCCGACCUCUCCACGUUCCGAGUGACUGAUCUUCACAAGGUCCUCAGUGGCAAGACAUUCAAACUCACUGGCGGCGGGUGGUACGUGACGAAGCUACUCUCGCAGGACGACGUCGAUGGGGGCACGUCGCAUGCACAAGCUAGAGAAGCCGAGCAGGCCUUCUUCGCCCAACAUCCAUGGAACUCCACGCUUUCCGCGUUCUCCGACCGCUUUGGCAUUCCCAACCUCCAAAAAGAGCUCUCCCGCAUACUCACUACCAAGAUCAAGCGUCAACUUCCAGACCUCUUGGCCGAAGUCAAGCGUGCCUAUCAGGAAGUGUCGGCUGAGCUGCUAGACUUUCCGGAACAAGACAAAGAUGCGCAACGCACGGUCAGGAGCAAGAUCAAUCAAGUGACCCUUGCCAUCACGAAGCAGUUGAAUGGCGACUCUAUCCAAGGAGGCUUCUAUGCUGAGUACAAGGCAAUUAUCAAACACCUAGGACUGCAGUUCAGGAAAGCGAGACCCCAAUUCGAUUUCGCCACGCCUGGGGCCAAAAAGAUCAUCACCAUCAACGACGACAGCGAAGAUGAUAGCGACACCGUCCAAUCCAGUGCAGCCAAGCGCCGCAAAGGCAACGAUAGCCGUGCUGUACCCACGCCGCAACGCCCUGCCGACAAGACCCCUCGCACUCCCCGUACGCCGAUCAAGCAAGAGAAAGACACGCGUACACCGGCAACCCCAGCGAUUGCGCCGGUCAAAUUCACCCUGCUCCAGGUGCGCAAGGCCUACAGUCUUGGCGAAGCCUCAACCAUCGAUCCACACAACGGGAAAGUUACCGACAGCCUCAUUAGGAGCACGAUCCAGCGCUGGGAUGAUAUCGUUGAUGCCGCGCUUCAGUCGGUACACGCUGCUGUAGCAUCGAUGUUGAAUAACGAGAUUGAAGCAGCAUUGUCAGGGUACCAAAAGAGCAAGCUUUUCGGCCAAACACAGUCGAUCGUCCAUGAGGUCUUCAUGCAGCUGAAGGAACAAAACAAGGAUUCCGUUCUGAGACACAUCAAGUGUGAAAUGCACAAGCCAAACACGUUUCAAAAAGAACUCCUCGGAAAUCAGACUGCCGCCAGGGACAAAGAGCUGCGGGCUGAUCGUGAGGAAUGUCGCGGCCGUGAGUACAUCGACGCCGGCCACCUCGAGAAGAAGUUCAAGAACGUGGAGCAGGACAAGCAGGCACAGGAGAAGCAACUGGCCGAAGCCAUCAAAUGUCUCGGACCCGACAAGUAUACCAAAGAGAUCGCAGCCAUCGCUAGGAUCCUCGCAUACUACGACAUCGCCUCCGCACCCUUGCCAGACUUCGUGGCCAAGAAGCUCGAGCUCGACUUGUUCUCUGCAAUGGAGGAGCAAUUGCAAGGCGCGCUGAUCGAGAAGCUGAACACCGCUGACCGGGAGUACUGCGCCGAGCUGGUCGCCGAGGAUCCCGAGCGUGAGCGGACGCGUCGCAAGCUAACGGAGAAGCAGCACAAGCUGAAGGCUGCGAUGGAUGAGCUCAAAAGCCUGUACUCGCGCGAAGAGUAGGCCGACGAAUGACAGCAGAACGUUGACGCGGGUUGCGAGCAGCUUGGCAGACUUGCUUGUCUUUCUACUGCACUUCCCCCAGUGAGCAUAUUUGAUCAAUGAGAGAUUGAGAAGAGAUUGCGUGAGCAGAGGGAAUGGGAGAA
Messenger RNA from Neohortaea acidophila, 3515 nucleotides. Its product is annotated as P-loop containing nucleoside triphosphate hydrolase protein. The transcript is spliced from 3 exons. Bases 421 to 3372 code for a protein of 983 amino acids. Lineage: Eukaryota; Fungi; Ascomycota; Dothideomycetes; Mycosphaerellales; Teratosphaeriaceae. Gene Ontology annotation, cellular component: membrane; cytoplasm; microtubule. The record is from RefSeq and is a predicted model, not a curated record. Gene Ontology annotation, molecular function: microtubule binding; GTP binding; GTPase activity.